AUGGGAUUAAGUUCAUUAUUUUCUAAGGCUGUGUUGUUGGUGUUUAUGGUUGAAUUUAUGAGCCAAGUUUGUAGCCAGGGUGGUCUCUUUGAUGUGAGAGCUUCUGGUGCAGUUGGGGAUGGCAAAACUGACAACACCAAUGCGUUUCUAGCUACAUGGACAAAAGCAUGCCAAUCAGGAGGGACAAUGCAGAUAGUGGACGGAACCUAUCUGCUAAAAACCAUUCAGUUUGAAGGACCGUGCAAAGGUCAAGUUAGUUUUACGGUAAAUGCAGUUAUUCAGGCUCCCCAGGGAAAAUCUACUGAGCAUUAUUGGAUAAAUUUCAAGAAUAUCAAUGGCUUGACAAUCCAAGGAAGUGGUACAUUUGACGGCCAAGGACCUUCUGCUUGGAACUUCAGCACUUGCAGCAAUGUUCCAUCAUGCUCAUCACGACUUAGCCCCUCAGUAGUGUUGACGAAGGUGAACAAUUCAUUAGUCCAGAACGUAAAGUUACUCAACAGCAAAGGCUUUCAAAUGAAAAUAGAAGACGGCGACCACGUAACUGUCAACAACAUUACAAUAACAGCACCUGCUGAUAGCCCAAACACUGACGGAAUUCAUACUGGAAACAUCAACUUCGUCAACAUUCAGGAUUCCAACAUUGGCACCGGAGACGAUUGCAUAUCCAUGGGGCCUGGAACGACAAACAUUAACAUCACCCGAGUCAAUUGUGGCCCUGGCCACGGCAUCAGCAUUGGGAGCAUUGGCAAGUUGGCGACGGAUCAAAAUGUGUUCGGUGUUAAAGUACUAAACUGCACAAUUAGGUUAACACAGAACGGUGUCAGAAUCAAGACAUGGAAUUCCACCUUUCCACUCUCUGUUGCUGAUGUUACUUUCCAAGACAUUAUAAUGGAUAGAGCACACAAUCCGAUUAUUAUCGAUCAACAUUAUUGUGGUGGAAGGCGUGAUUGCAGUGGAAAUUCGCACGUUCAAGUUAAGGAUAUCAAGUUCAUAGGAAUUUCAGGAACAUCAGCUUCGAAAAUUGCAGUAAAUUUGAAUUGCAGCAGCAGUAACCCAUGUUCUGAUAUUGAGCUCAAUAACAUCAACUUGAGUUUCCAAGAUGGAACCAGAGCAGUUUCUGCGUGCUCAAAUGCUCCUCGUAUAUUGUAUGUCGGCCCACAAAAUCCUCAUGCUUGUCCGCAAAGAUUAGAUCCCUCUAUGAUGCUUGCAUAUAUGUAA
Messenger RNA from Daucus carota subsp. sativus, 1218 nucleotides. Its product is annotated as exopolygalacturonase. Gene Ontology annotation, molecular function: polygalacturonase activity. The coding region runs from base 1 to 1218 and encodes 405 amino acids. The record is from RefSeq and is a predicted model, not a curated record. Gene Ontology annotation, biological process: carbohydrate metabolic process. Lineage: Eukaryota; Viridiplantae; Streptophyta; Magnoliopsida; Apiales; Apiaceae. The transcript has 4 exons.